Molecule: messenger RNA, 2874 nt
Organism: Chaetomium strumarium
Lineage: Eukaryota; Fungi; Ascomycota; Sordariomycetes; Sordariales; Chaetomiaceae
Exons: 2
Coding region: 251-2479 (742 amino acids)
Molecular function (GO): protein binding
Source: RefSeq, a predicted model, not a curated record
ACGUUGCAAAAAUAAUACAUUUUGCCUGGGUGAUGUCUUAGUAUUUCAUCUGAACUUCAGAGGCAAGCCUGAUGUUUUGAGUGAUGGAAAGGUGGAGGUGGAGUCACUUGUCAGUCACAUCUCGACGUUUUGACCAAGCAGCUUUCUCCGCACGUCCUUCAUAAACUUGCCUUCAUCGGCAACCUUGCGGCAGCCCAGCUGAGUUCGGCACCAACUAUCUGGAAAAUCCGAACAGACCAUCAUAUUCAAGAUGGGCAAGGAUAAAAAGGGUAAGAAGGACGAGUCGAAGAAGGCGAGGCUCGAGAAGAAGAAGGAAAAGCAGGCUACCAAAGGAGAGAAGAAGGCAAAAGUGAAGGCGUCCAAGGUGGACGGCAGCGAUGCCGAGGACGUCGAUCUGGAUGCCGUGCUCGAGGAAUACAAGAAACAGCAGGAGCAGUUUUUGAAGGUGACCGAGACGGUGGUUGAGCAUCCCCCGCGGGCCCGGUCAGCGGCAACAUUCCUGGCCAACCCGUCCAACAGCAACCAGCUGCUGCUCUUUGGCGGCGAGUAUUUCAACGGUUCGCUGGCCACCUUCUUUAACGAUCUCAUGAUCUACUACAUCGACCGUGACGAAUGGCGCUGCGUCACAUCCCCCAACGCUCCGCUCCCGCGCAGCGGGCACGCCUGGACCCGCGGCGGCAACCAGAGCAACGCCGUGUAUCUCUUCGGCGGCGAGUUCAGCUCGCCCAAGCAGGGCACCUUCUACCACUACAACGACUUCUGGAAGCUCGACCCAAGCACGCGCGAGUGGACCCGUCUGGAGCCCAAGGGCAAGACGCCGCCAGCGCGGUCGGGUCACCGCAUGACCUACUUCAAGCAGUACAUCAUCCUCUUCGGCGGCUUCCAGGACACGGCCAACCAGACCAAAUACCUGGCCGACCUCUGGCUGUACGACACGGCCAACUUCGUGUGGCACAACCCGGCCCUGCCGCCCGCUCAGCUCAAGCCCGAUGCGCGCUCCUCCUUCACCCUCCUCCCGCACGAGCAAGGCGCGGUGCUCUACGGCGGCUACUCCCGCGUCAAAGCCACCGCGCCCGCAAACAACAACAGCAGCAAAAGCCAACGCGGCGGCGGCGGCGGGGGGCAGCGCAACGUGCUGCGGCCCAUGAUCCACACCGACUGCUUCUUCCUGCGCAUCACGCCGCCCGCGGCGGACGCGCCCGCCGGCGCACCGCCCGUCGUCCGAUGGGAGCGGCGCAAGAAGCCGGCCAACGCGCCCAACCCGGCGCGGGCGGGCGCCACGAUGGCCUUCCACCGCGGCCGGGGCAUCCUGUUCGGCGGGGUGCACGACGUGCAGGAGAGCGAGGAGGCGAUCGAGAGCGAGUUCUUCAACCAGAUGUUUGCGUGGAACGUGGAGCGGAACCGGUUCUUCCCGCUGGCGCUGAGGAAGAGUCGGGUGAACAACAAGCCCAAGAAUUCUGGCGGGGGCGGGGGCGAGCGCGGUGCGGGCGGCAGGAGGGGGCGGGCGAGGGAGAAUGAAGAGGAGCUGCUCCGGCAGCUUGCGGCGUUGAGGGCCGGGGUGGCGGUCGAGGAUGCGGAUGACAUGGAGAUUGACCGGGGGGAUGUUGCGGGGAGGCGGGAACGGGAGGAAGAGGAGGAGAGGAAUGAGAAGAGGCAGGUUCGGGAGAUGCCGGUUAGCAUGGAGUUCCCGCAUCCUAGGUUCAAUGCCCUGCUGGCGGUGCAGGAUGACGUGCUGUACAUCUAUGGCGGCACCUACGAGAAGGGCGAUCGCGAGUUUACGUUUGAUGACCUGUACGCCAUCGAUCUGGUGAAGUUGGAUGGGUGUAAGGAGGUCUUCAACCGGCCGGUGGAGGACUGGAUUGUGAGUAUUGGGAUAGUGUACCGCCGGACUAGAAGAGUAGGGGGGGCUGACACGUUGCAGGUCUCCGACGACGAAGACGAGGAUGAAGAGGAUGACGAAUACGAGGAAGAUGACGAGGAUGAGGAUGAGGACGAGGAAGGCGACAUCGAAAUGGCAGACGAGGAUUCGAAGGCGAAGCCGUUUACACCCAGCAAGAGGAAGAAGAAGCAGGCAGGCGACGAGGUCUCGAACGCUGAUACCGCCUCCACCGCGCGAUCUACGACCCCGUCAGAGGAGGAGGAAGUCGAGUCUUCAGCAGCCACGACGGUCGAUGACGGGUUGCCGCACCCGAGGCCCUUCGAAUCCCGCCGCGAUUUCUUCCAGCGCACGUCCGCCGAAUGGCAGGAGAUCCUCAUGACGAGCCUGCGGUGGAAGGGGAUCCAGCCCGAGUCGCUGACCAUCAAGGAGAUCAAGGCCAAGGCGUUUGAGCUGAGCGAGGAGAAGUGGUGGGAUUGCCGCGAGGAGAUCACGCUGCUCGAGGAGGAGCAGGAGGCCGCGGGCAUUGGGGAGGUUGUCUCGCUUGCGGAUCGGGGCGAGGCGGCGGCGCAUGGGGCGGGUGCGGGUGCGAGGAGGAGGUAAAAUGGUUUUUUGCUUGCUUAGAGGAGUUUAUGUAUGUACAUACCAGCCAGCCGAUCGGUGUUCACGGUGCUGUUGGAAUGAAGAUUUGGAAAGUCUCACUGUUGAUGCCCUGCAAUACCUAUUCCAUACGGAUUACCCAGCUUACGGACUCAGGAGGUGAACUCCUCAGAGUGACCGUGAUAAUCAGGAACCUGUAUCGUCCCGGUGAAGGAAAUCCGUGUACCAACAAGCUGAAGGUGAGAUCUCAUAUCUACACUCCCCCAAAAGACAGUGUCUUACCGCUGCUCACCUUUCCACCCGAUAUCCGCCUUCCCCAUUUAUACUUUCUGAUUAGUAUCACGUGAUCUGGCGUCACUUGUCAACGCGGAUUCUUGAUCAGUUCGCGUGGCGUUGCU